GCAAUAAGAAGCCGAUGCUCUCUGGUGAAAGUACAUUUACACACAGGGUUCAGUUGUGCCACCAGACGUGUUCAAAAUGAGUGACACCUCAGAGGAUGAUAAUGAGAUCUCCUUUAAAGUAAAGUUUCUUGGCCGCGUUGAGGUGGUCCGCCCUGAUGGACUACAGAUCCUGUCCGAAGCGGCUGAGAGCCUAAAGAUGCCAAAUCACUUCUCCUCAGAAAAGGCAGCGAAGAAGAGCAAAGUCCAUCUCUUCCUGUCACUGAGUGGAAUAGACGUGUUGGAAAGCGAAACCAAGUUUUUGUUGUACUCGUGUCCUCUGUCCACUAUUUCCUUCUGUGCCGUCCUGCCGUCUUCACCCAAAGUCUUUGGAUUUGUGGCCCGACACCCUGCAGCCGACAUGAACCACUGUUAUCUGUUCCAGAGCAAGAAGUUUUCUCACGUGCUGGUCUCAGUAAUCGGGGAUGCCUUCAGAGCUUCAAAAAAAGAGAAGAGCGUCAGGGGAGGAAGGGACCUGAUAGUGGAGGCCCUCAGACAUAAGAACAAAAUACUGCAAAGAGAGAAUGUUGAGCUGAGGAGGAUGCUUGCUGGACAGACCAACUAACUACAGCUACUAAUAUAUGCUGUUGCACUGAUUCACACAUAUACACAUGUUUAGUCUUGUGCUAAAUAUAAAAAGACAUAAUAAUACAGUGAUUAUUGCUUCAUAAAUAGUUACAGUACAGUAUAAUUGCAUGUUGGACCAUGUUUGAAAAUGUAUUGAUUAAUGUGUUGAUUAAUUUAUCUGCUAAAGGUAAGGCUCUUUUUCUUAAGUUGUUUUUUUUCACUUACUCCUCCAUUUGAGUUAAAGCAAGACCCAAAUGUCACUAAAUUUGUAUAUUUUAUUACAAGUUGAAACUGCAAUUUGGGGCGAAAUCAUACUAAUAAAUGGAG
Molecule: messenger RNA, 930 nt
Organism: Anoplopoma fimbria (sablefish)
Lineage: Eukaryota; Metazoa; Chordata; Actinopteri; Perciformes; Anoplopomatidae
Product: PTB domain-containing engulfment adapter protein 1-like
Exons: 7
Coding region: 77-601 (174 amino acids)
Source: RefSeq, a predicted model, not a curated record